AUGGCUGCAGCACCACAAGGGGAUCAAGAGAGUCUUACUACUGUUAUCGGUGACGAAAAGCAGAUCAUUGCAGCACCCGAUCAUUCUCAGGAACCAUCAUCAAAUGAAAUAACAACAGCAUUCAAGCAACAAGAAAGUGGAUUACCCGAUGAUUUAGAAGUAAUCAUUAUUACCCCCACAGCUAGCACUGAGACGGCUGUGGCAGUCAAAGAGUUUUCGAAAUUUCGAAAAUGGUUCAUUCUUUUCAUUGUCGCCUUACAAGGUUUCCUCGGUCCUCUUAGUAGUUCUAUCUAUGUACCUGCUGUGCAUGAAGUGAGGAUAACGCUUGGUGCAUCGAGUACGGUGAUCAAUGUGACCAUUUCAUUGUAUGUCUUUAUUCAGGGCGUGGCUCCAAUGAUGUGGGCAGCAUUGUCAGAAUGGCAUGGACGUCGAUUCAUUUACAUUGGCUCAACAGUGAUUUAUGUGGCAUCCACGGUGGGAUGUGCAGUGUCAAAGAACAUUGGUGUCUUUGUCGUAGUACGUAUACUACAAUCCAUUGGUGCUAGUGCAGCACAAGCGGUGGGUGCUGGUACUAUUUCAGAUCUCUUUACAAUGCAGGAACGUGGCAGUGCCAUGGGAUUAUUCCUACUCGGACCCCUGAUUGGACCUGUUGUAGGCCCAAUUGCUGGUGGCUAUAUUAAUGAAUAUAUUGGAUGGCGAUACAUCUUUUGGACCUUGGCCGGUAUGGGUGGUUUUGUGCUAUUGCUCAUGCUCUUCUUCCUUCCCGAAACACAACAACGACGCUCAACGUCAUCAACCAAACACAAAGAGGUGUCCAUGUUACGAUCGUUUUCUCGACCAUUCGCCUUUUUAUGGAAGCCCGUUGUCAUCUUGGCCUCUGCUCCUUAUGCCCUAGCAUAUGGUUUCAUGUAUUUUGUCAUCUCUACAUUGCCACAUCAACUCGGCUACAGAUACCACCUGACAAGCUCACAAAUUGGAUUGUCAUACCUUGCCAAUGGUGUUGGUAACGCUGUUGGCGCUGUGCUUUCAGGAAAAUACGCUGACUGGAUGUUGAGUCGUGGGAGUACAAACGCUUCAGAUAAUGACACCAUCGUACACCAUGACAAGGAAGCUGCUUAUCCACCGGAUUCAAAAGAACAAUUGGACCAAAAUCGAGAACAAGAGCAACAACCAGAGCGUCGGUUACAAGCAAUGUGGUUGGGUAUCCUUCUUUUGCCAUUAGGCGAGCUCAUGUAUGGAUGGUGUAUCCAAAAUCGUAUACAUUUGGCUGGUGGUUUGACAGGUCUCUUUUUACUGGGCGUGGGAGUUGGAGUAGUGCAAACGCCUAGCAACACGUACCUUGUGGAUGCUUACCAAGGAUACUCGGCUUCUGUGGUAGGAGCAUCAAAUCUAUUACGCAGCUUUUGUGCAGGGUGUACCCCGUUGCUAGCACCUGCUCUUUUAAAGGCAAUUGGAAACGGCUGGGCCAUGACCAUUCUUAGCAUUGUCAGCCUACUUAGCGGUGUAUGCAUUUACCUUGUCCACAAGUUUGGUGCACGUUGGCGUGCUCUUGAUGGCUCUUCAUAG
Messenger RNA from Lichtheimia ornata, 1566 nucleotides. RefSeq lists its product as uncharacterized. The record is from RefSeq and is a predicted model, not a curated record. Gene Ontology annotation, molecular function: transmembrane transporter activity. Bases 1 to 1566 code for a protein of 521 amino acids. The transcript has 6 exons. Gene Ontology annotation, biological process: transmembrane transport. Lineage: Eukaryota; Fungi; Mucoromycota; Mucoromycetes; Mucorales; Lichtheimiaceae.